AUGGCUGCUACGACGGCGACCAAGACCGCCAGCACGGUCAGCAAGAAGCCGCCCAGCAAAGCAGCAAUCAAGCAAGCUGGAGUCAGUUUACGGUCCGGAGGCGACAACAACCCGAAUCCAAUCCAACAUGGCGGCAUGGGACAAGCAGAGCGAGCCUUCUCGGCGGCAUCGACAUUUCUGUCAGGCAUCAUGGCUAUUUCAGCCUCGCAGUUCAUCGGAGCACCACUCAAGCUCAUCGAUCCAAAAUUCUAUGAAGCCUACAUGGCCUGGACGAAAGAAUCGUUUGCCGUGUUGAUGACUACCAUCACUCAGUGGUGGGCGCCGACUGUUGUUCGUGUCAGUGGUGAUGAGAGCAUGAAAGACCAACUGUAUGUGAUGGAUGACGGGACUCUCAAAUGCAACUUUCCCCAUCGGCUCAUCCUCAUGGGCAACCAUCAACUAUACACGGACUGGCUUUAUCUAUGGUGGAUCGCCUACACGAACAAGAUGCAUGGCCGAAUCUACAUCAUCUUGAAGGAGAGCUUGAAAUCAGUCCCAAUCAUUGGAUGGGGUAUGCAGUUUUACAACUUUAUUUUCCUGAGCCGGAAGUGGGAACAGGAUCGAUACAUGUUUAAGAAGCAUCUGGACCAUCUGAAGAACCCCAAAGAUCCGAUGUGGCUGCUCAUCUUCCCCGAGGGUACCAACUUGUCAGCGGUAACGAGGGAGAAAUCGGCAAAGUGGUCGGAGAAGACUGGAAUCCCAGACAUGAAGCAUCAACUAUUACCACGCUCCACUGGGCUGCAGUUCUGCCUGAAGGAGAUGCGAGGCUCCACGAACUGGUUGUACGAUUGUACCAUCGCCUAUGAGGGAGUACCCAAGGGCAUGUAUGGUCAAGACAUUUUCACCCUGAAGUCGUCGUUUUUCGAAGGCCGGCCGCCCAAGUCGGUCAACAUGUUCUGGCGUCGUUUCAAGAUCUCUGAGAUACCUUACCAAGACGAAGACCAGUUCAGCCGCUGGCUUCUCAAUCGAUGGCGCGAGAAAGACUACAUUCUCGAGUACUACUAUAAAUUUGGCAGUUUCCCAGAUGAGGAGCCAACGAAAGCUUUGUUAGCUACGGAAGGCAAGAGGAAACCAAAUCAUGCCAAGUCGAUAUCGACGUCUGUCAAGGGUGGAGGCUGGGACGAGUUCUUGAGCAUAUUUGGACCCAUCACUACAGCAGCUGGGGCUCUAUCAAACGUCGACAUGACAGAGCCCUUCAAUUUUGACGAUAUGAUGCGGAAGGUCGCACAAUCACAGCAAUUCAAUUUGCUCACGCUUGGCAAAUCGCCACUGGGAGCAGCAUCACAAGAGACGAUCAAAAAGGCACUACUGGCAGCCAACAAGCAGAACCCAUUACCGACAAGUGUGAUCAACCAGUUGUUGAAGACGGCACCAGCAACGCAGGGUCAGAUGAAGCAAGCACUGCAAAAGUCAGGCAAUCCUGAUGUUGCAAAGAAGGCGGCAAAGGCGCCAGGGUCAGACAAGGCGAUGCCGAAUGACCAGAAGAAAGAGCUGUCGAAAGCUGGCGGUCAAGCCGUCAAGAUGGUGUCGGAUCUCCAGAAGAGCAGCCCUCCCAGCUCAACACCCGUCGAUAAGGUCAAACGUGAGAUCCCUCUGGCCAAUCUUGAGAGCAUGAUAACGAGGCCAAUAAGUACGAUGGCGAUUCACACCGUCGGGCAAGGAGUGAGAGACCUCGCAGCCGCGCGGGCUGGAAAGAAGAACCCAGCAGCAAAUGCAAACGGCAAGCCGCAACCGCCUAGAAAACCAUCGACGCCGCCCGCGAAGACACCUCUCACGGCUAAGAAUCUUCGCAACGUACCUCAAAAGCCCAUCACCAUUGCGAGAACGUCGCUGCCGCCGUCUGUCAGGCCCAAGGCUGCCUCUAUCAAAAGUGCUCCAGUGGGAGGAGUGAAGAAGCUCGGAGGAACGAUUGUGUCGGCACCGCCAGCGAAGAGACCACCCGCUGCGAAGAACUCCAAACCGUUGGGAACGCAGAAGUAUGUGAAUGGGAGACCGGUAUGA
Molecule: messenger RNA, 2040 nt
Organism: Zasmidium cellare ATCC 36951
Lineage: Eukaryota; Fungi; Ascomycota; Dothideomycetes; Mycosphaerellales; Mycosphaerellaceae
Exons: 1
Coding region: 1-2040 (679 amino acids)
Cellular component (GO): endomembrane system
Molecular function (GO): acyltransferase activity
Source: RefSeq, a predicted model, not a curated record